UCCGGGCUGUCCUGCUCCCAGGGCAGCAGGGUGGGGUUUGGCUCUGGUGGGACCAGCACUACCAGUAUCGGGGCAGUCCUGCUCUGGGAGUGACUGUGUUGGGUUUGGCUCCUGUGGGAUCAGAGCUGGCCUGCUCUGGGGGCGGCUCUGUUGGGUUUGGCUCCUGUGGGAUCAGAGCUGGCCUGCUCUGGGGGUGACUGUGUUGGGUUUGGCUCCUGUGGGAUCAGAGCUGAGAUGCUCUGGGGGAGGCCCUGUUGGGUUUGGCUCCUGUGGGAUCAGAGCUGACUUGCUCUGGGGGAGGCCCUGUUGGGUUUGGCUGGUUCUGCCGGUGCUGUGGGGGCCGGUGCUGCGGGGGCCUGGGUGCGACUGUUUUCACAGCCAUGACCUCAGCGCUCUUUGGAGACGCUUGGGUUCCCCUUGGCGGGGCAGGUGGGGCAGCCCGGGGGUGGCCAAGCCCAGCCCAGAGGGAGGAGAAAGAGGAGGAGGAGAGUCUGACAAAGUCCCCCCCGCACUGGGUCCUUGAGGCCAAGACAGAGCGAGCGAAGGUCCCCGCGGUGCUGACACGUCCCUCCCGCAGCUGCCAGCACCGGGGCGAUGCUGGCCAGGACGCACUGCCGGGGCGGCUGCCGGUGCUCGGGGUGCCCAUGAGGCCAGCGGGGCACGGGCGGCUGGGCAGUGGCGGCGCCGUCAGGGCGGCGGCGCAGGGACACGCUCACCAUGGAAUUCACCACCAUCGACUACACCAUCUUCGUGCUGCUGCUGGUGCUGUCGUCGGCCAUCGGGCUGUUCUACGCGCUGAGCGGCGACCGGCAGCGCACGGUGCAGGAGUUCCUGUUGGCCAACCGCGACAUGGGCUGCCUGCCUGUCGCCCUGUCCCUGCUGGCCACCUUCCAGUCGGCCGUGGCCAUCCUCGGUGUGCCCGCUGAGAUCUACCGCUUCGGCACCGAGUACUGGUUCCUCGGCUGCUCCUACUUCCUGGGGCUGCUCAUCCCAGCGCACGUCUUCAUCCCCGUCUUCUACCGCCUGCGCAUCACCAGCACCUACGAGUAUCUGGAGCUGCGCUUCAACAAGACGGUGCGAGUGCUCGGCACGGUCACCUUCAUCUUCCAGAUGGUCAUCUACAUGGGCGUGGUGCUCUACGCGCCCGCGCUGGCCCUCAAUGCAGUGACGGGCUUUGACCUCUGGAGCGCAGUACUGACCAUGGGGCUGGUCUGCACCCUCUACACUACGCUGGGCGGGCUGAAGGCUGUCAUCUGGACAGACGUGUUCCAGACGCUGGUGAUGCUGGCAGGCCAGCUGGCUGUCAUCGUGGUGGGCGCGCAGCGCGUGGGCGGCAUGGCCCGCGUCUGGCACGUGGCCGAGCAGGAGGGCAAGAUCUCCGGCAUCGACCUGGACCCCAAUCCCUUGGAGCGCCACACCUUCUGGACCCUGGCCGUGGGGGGGGUGUUCAUGAUGCUGUCGCUGUACGGGGUGAACCAGGCGCAGGUGCAGCGCUACCUCAGCGCCCGCAGCGAGCGGGAGGCCAAGCUCUCCUGCUACGCCGUGUUCCCCUGCCAGCAGAUCGUGCUCUGCCUCAGCUGCCUCACAGGCCUCGUCAUGUUCGUCUAUGACCGGGAGCACCCGCUGACCCCACGCCCCGGGUCCUCUGACCAGCUGGUGCUGUUCUUCGUGAUGGACGUGCUGCGGGACCUGCCAGGGCUGCCCGGGCUCUUCGUCGCCUGCCUCUUCAGCGGCUGCCUCAGCACCAUCUCCUCCGCCUUCAACUCACUGGCCACGGUGACCAUGGAGGACCUGGUGCGCCCGCACUUCCCGGGGCUGUCGGAGUCACGAGCCACGCUGCUCUCCAAGCUGAUGGCUCUCGGUUACGGGCUGCUGUGCCUGGGCAUGGCGUACGUGUCCUCCAUGCUGGGACCUGUGCUGCAGGCGGCCAUCAGCAUCUUCGGCAUGGUGGGGGGACCCCUCCUGGGACUCUUCUGCCUUGGCAUGUUCUUCCCCUGCGCCAACCCCACGGGAGCUGCCGUGGGGCUGGUGGCUGGGCUGGCCAUGGCCGGCUGGGUGGGCAUCGGCAGCAUCGUGAGCAGCAUGGGGCAGGCUGGGGCGGCCUCCCCCACCAACAGCACAGCACUGCCCACUGUGGGCAACCUCACCACCAUCCUGGCUACCACCCUGCUGCCCCCCACGCUGACCCCAAGCCCCACAGGGCUGCAGCGAUUCUACAGCCUGUCCUACAUGUGGUACAGCGCCCACAACUCCACCACGGUCAUCGUGGUGGGGGUCCUUGUCAGCCUGCUCACUGGCCCCACACCAGCAGCGGCCCUGGACCCCCGCACCAUCUCCCCUGUGGUGCCCCGGCUGCUCUGCUGCCUGUCCCCCAAAAUCCGGCAGCGGCUCUGCUGUGGCGGGGAAGACCCUGCCCAGACCACUGGCCAUGCAGACACUACAGAGAAGAGCAACGGGGUGCCCAACGGCCUGGGCCCCCCCGGCUUUGGGCAUCAGGAGGAGGAGGAGGAAGGACAGGGGUACAUCCGCAGUGCCGUGGCCCCCACCUAUGCUGUGCAGGAAACCUCCUUCUGAGCACCCCGGCGUGGGGGUCUUGGCCACCCCCGGCCAGGGGGCUCAAAGCCCCAGUGGGGCACCCACAGACAGUCAGGGAGUGCCAAAUAAUGGGGUGUGGCGUCCCUGGGAGGGGGCUGGUGGGCUGCCCUCCAGGGGG
Messenger RNA from Myiozetetes cayanensis, 2713 nucleotides. RefSeq names its product solute carrier family 5 member 6 (gene SLC5A6). Gene Ontology annotation, cellular component: membrane. Gene Ontology annotation, biological process: pantothenate transmembrane transport; sodium ion transport; biotin transport. The record is from RefSeq and is a predicted model, not a curated record. NCBI's taxonomy places the organism in Eukaryota, Metazoa, Chordata, Aves, Passeriformes, Tyrannidae. Gene Ontology annotation, molecular function: sodium-dependent multivitamin transmembrane transporter activity.